GUCUGUGCGUGUGUGUGUGUAAGUUCUAGUGGGUGUGUAUGCGUAUUUGCGGCGUAGCAUAAUAAGAAAAGCAAAUAGCAAGGAGCGCAUGGAAAAUAAAAAUAAAUAGCGAACGACAAAACGCAGUCAACCACCCAAGUCAGGCUAAACCAACACCAGUAGCAGCAGAAGCAACAACAACAAGAACAUCAAGAACAACAAGGAUAGCAGCAUACACACACAGAGUGCGUGUGUGUGAGUGUGUAUGAGUGUGACGCGCUCCCUCGUUGGCGGUCAAGUGAAAUUUAUUACAUUGCACAAAUGAGACAACAACAAAACGAAACAAACUGAAAGCAGAGCAAACAGAAAAUAGAAAUAAACAAAAGCAACAACAACAGCAACAGCAACAACGAACGGAAGAAAAUGAAGAAACAGCAGCAGUGGCAGUGGCAGUGGCAGUAGAAGCGGUAACGCGACCAAAGAGAAGCCAAGAAAAAUAACCAAAAAUUCCGCAACAAAUUGAAAAAUUAAAGUUUUAGCAACACGCGCAAACGGAAACUUGCAAAGGCAAAGAAAAAAUAAAAGGAAACCGUUACAAACAACAUCAGGCCGGCAACAGAAACAGCAACAGACGUGGCCAGAGAGUGAGAGCCUUAGUUUUUUAGAGCGAGUCAGCACCAUUAAUGCAACAACAUGGCUGUAGCUGCAAAUGGAAAACAUAAGAGCGGGAGCCAGAGUAGGAGCAGCAGCUGCAUUAUCCAGCCCUUCCUCUCCCUCCCCAUUCUGCUGAUGCUGAUGCUCUGCAGCGUGCCAACACAAGGUCUCACAAUGACCGAGAUACGCAUACCUAAGCACAUUAUGCGACACGAGGAUGCUGUAUUAGGCUGUAAAUUCGAUUUGGACGGCGAAUCUCUGUAUUCAGUGAAAUGGUACAAGGAUGGCUUCGAAUUCUAUCGCUAUGUGCCGCGCGAUAUGCCACCGGGGCAGGUAUUUCCGCUGCCCGGCGUCGACGUCGAGCUACAAAACUCCACAGACAUUGUUGUUGUGCUGCGCUCGGUGAGUCUGCAGUCGACGGGUCGUUAUCGCUGCGAAGUGUCCGGCGAAGCGCCUUCAUUUCAGACAGUUUCCGGUCACGAGGACAUGAUUGUUGUGGUGACACCGAAGCAUGGGCCGCAAAUAACUGGCGGACAGCCGCGCUAUCAAAUCGGCGAUAUGGUGCGAGUCAACUGCACUUCGGCCGCAUCGAAACCGGUCUGCCAUCUCAGUUGGCUUAUUAACGGGGUGCAUGCCAAUCGGUCGCUAUUGCGCCCCUAUGAGCCACUGAUUGUGGGCCGCGAGGGUUUGGAGGUGGCACGCCUUGGACUGGAGUUUCGUGUGCGCGGAUGACAUUUCAAGCAUGGCGACAUGAAGUUGAAGUGUGUCGCCAAAAUCUCCUCAGUUUAUUGGCAAAGUAACGAGGAGAGCGUCGAGAGCGAUAAACAUCAGCGCAUUCCCGUCCUGGAGUCCCGUGAGACAGUGGCAUCGAAAUCACGCCUGCUGGACAAAUCACUGGAGGACAAACAACUCAAGAAAAGUCGACGUCCCGCUGCGGCCACCUCAGCAGCUGCUGCCGCCGCCGCUGCCGCUGCUGCAGCUUCAGGCGCCUCGAGCAUAGAUCGGCCAUCAAUAUCCCUCAGCUGGACGCAUUUGUCAUCCAUAUUAGCGUCAAAAUCAAUUGCACGCAUCUCCCUCUACGCGCUGCCGGUGUUAAUAGCGUUUCUAUGUAGCGCCGGUUGCGUUUCAUGGGACGGCGAGGUUCGAAGCAGCGGUCGAUUCGAUUCAGACACGCCCACAAACCCGCACAGCUGCUGUCAACAACGUCACUGCUUGUCGUCCAAAUUAAGCUACGCGGUGCUGAGCAGAUAACAAUUAACGAAGAUGUAUUGAUGGGCACACCCAAUCAAUGACAGUGGAUGAGCCACAGAUAGAGCCACAGGUAGAGCCACAGGACAGAGAGUGGGCGGACAGAUGCAGAGAGGUGGAGAAUAUUAUUGAAUCAGAAAAUGUUGGUUAUUAUUGCAUUUGUGUAAAUAUUAAAUUUUUAGCUUCUUUUUGUGCAUUUUGGUAAGUUUUUCGUUUGAUACAAAAUCAUAUUACGUAUACGACCCAUGAACGAGUGGGUAAUUAAACAUAACUUUAGUGUCACUCAUCUGUCUGUAUAUAUAUAUAUAAGUCGUAUUUGUAACUGCAUUUGAAGCCGAGUCAGCUAGCCACUGUGCAACAAAUACUCUAUUUUGGUCCCUAGAUCAUGUUUGUUAUGAAUGUUUUUUUUAACUUUUUUGUUAUGUAAAUGUGUAAAGCUUUGAGAGUAAAUACAUACAUGUGCAAUUAUGAAUAUAGACACACUUACUACCUUCAACUUUCCUCAAAUAUUGCCAACGCUGUCUUUUCACUGUUUGGGAUGCAAUUAUUAACUAAUACACGACAAAUCAGCAACAGAAAAUAAAGACGGUGUGGAGAAACUUCAUUUUAAUUGACAAGCAAAUUGUCAUUUCUUUUUUGUAGAAAAUAUAUGCAGAGCAGAUAGGGGAAACCAGCUAGAAACAAAAUGUGUAAGUUAUUGCGUAGAACCAGAGUAGUACCUAUUACAUAAUUCUCCGUUGCAUAGUAUUAUUGGCAGCAAUGUUUGUAGUUCCUUUGGGCAAACGAUCAAGUAAAUGAAAAGUUGCAAGAGAAUUAGGCUAAGCCGUUGCUCAAAGUUGUGGCUAAAUAACGGCAAAAAAACGUAUAACUUAAUCUUUAAAUGAUAAAAAAAUGGUAUGAUAAACUUAAAAUAAGUAAGUUAAGAUGGGUGAAGUAAAGCCAAAACUGUACCAGCCAAGUUAUGUAAAAUACAUGCAUGCGUAAGCCCAACAGUGGUACACAAGCUUACAUUUUAAAACUCAAUAGAAAUUAGCAAAGUACUAAUUAAGAAUGUAAGCAUAUUUGAGAGCAUAUCCAAACUAGUUAAGUAUU
This is a messenger RNA of Scaptodrosophila lebanonensis, 2973 nucleotides long. RefSeq lists its product as uncharacterized. Lineage: Eukaryota; Metazoa; Arthropoda; Insecta; Diptera; Drosophilidae. The transcript has 6 exons. The record is from RefSeq and is a predicted model, not a curated record.